Messenger RNA from Striga hermonthica, 560 nucleotides. The record is from the annotation of a GenBank genome assembly. NCBI's taxonomy places the organism in Eukaryota, Viridiplantae, Streptophyta, Magnoliopsida, Lamiales, Orobanchaceae.
ACGUAAAAUAUGGAGGCCGUAUUAUAUAUAGUAGAACAGUACAAGAGGUGGAAAAGGCUGCAGAAGAGCUUCUAGAUUUUGUGGAAACUAAGAAAAGAAAGGAGGGCGAGUGCAUCCUUGGUAUUGAUAUUGAGUGGAAGCCGUCAUUCAUAAGAGGUGUUUCCCCUGGGAAGGCUGCAGUUAUGCAGAUAUGUGGAGACAAUAGUUGUUGCCAUGUGUUGCACAUUUUUCACUCUGGCAUUCCUAAAAAGUUGCGAACUUUGCUUGAGGACUACUCUUCUUUGAAGGUGGGGGUGGGUAUUGCAAAUGAUGCAACUAAGGUCCAUCGUGAUUAUAAUACAUUAAUUAAUAACUUAGAAGAUCUUUCCGAUCUAGCCAAUCGAAAGCUCGAUGGGAAACCCAAAAAGUGGAGUCUAUCAUCGCUAUCUGAGAUGGUCAUUUGCAGACAGAUUCCCAAGCCAGGUAAAAUCAGGCUGGGAAAUUGGGAAGCUCGUGUUCUAUCUAGAGAACAAAUAAAAUAUGCUGUCAUUGAUGCAUAUGUCUCUUGGUACCUGUAUCAG